Molecule: messenger RNA, 769 nt
Organism: Thlaspi arvense
Lineage: Eukaryota; Viridiplantae; Streptophyta; Magnoliopsida; Brassicales; Brassicaceae
Source: the annotation of a GenBank genome assembly
GAGCCAGAUGCGAACCUUAGAAGAGAUGAUAUACUUAAGCCACGUAGAACGAUGCACAAGAGUCUUUCCAUAAGCGGUCCAGUUAUAUUGAAGAUAAACCAAUGCUUCUUCACAUUUCUCAGUGCGAUGAGAUCUAUCGUUUCUCUGUUCAUCACAAUGACUUACUCAACGAUAAAGAAGAUUAGCUCGGAUGAUGAAGAAAAUGCUGAGAUUAAGAGUAAGAGUCAGAGCAAACAAACAGAGGAUCCAACUUUAUCAGAGUCAGAGCAAACAAACAGAGGAUCCAACUUUCUCUGAACUUUCCAACAAGUCUUUUGGAAGUAAUACUAUCAAAUCUUUUUCUUAAAGAUAACAUUCGUGCUUCUGCUGUUUGCAAGUCAUGGCGGGAAGUUCUUCUUGUUUGCUCCUAGCGUUGAAGCAUAUCGAUCACGGUAUCGCUUUGAGUACUUGUAAUCUUGGAGCUAUCGAAUGGAUUACAGAGAACUUCCCUUGUUGGCCUUUUUUUGAUAGAUACAUCCACAACAAUCUUGUCUACUUCAAUGACUGCUUCUAUAGACUAUACGGAGAAGGAAACUUGUUUUGGAUUUGGUAUCUUCUUACUCAGCCUAGUCUUACCAAAAACCCAUUUUAGUAACAAGGAUGAGUUGAAAAAGAGAAUGCUCUUGGCAGAGCGUAUUUUUUGUUUAGAAACUGAGAGAUAAUCAAUUUUUCUUCUACUCUGAUUUUUUUCAACAAACUAAUCAGUUUAGAAAGAACCAUAACAUAAAAG